Messenger RNA from Pyricularia pennisetigena, 1702 nucleotides. RefSeq lists its product as uncharacterized. The record is from RefSeq and is a predicted model, not a curated record. NCBI's taxonomy places the organism in Eukaryota, Fungi, Ascomycota, Sordariomycetes, Magnaporthales, Pyriculariaceae. Bases 62 to 1702 code for a protein of 546 amino acids. The transcript has 3 exons.
UCAAAUACGCAAACAAGCAGCGCGUUUCAACGCCACUUUGCUCGACCACUGGGCCGGAAGUAUGGGCAAACGAGGGCCAGCAUCACCAGAGAAUAUAAUAAGAGGCAUUGGUGAAGAAAUUAGCAGAACACACCAGCUAAACGAAAGUCACAAAGCUGCCAUCAAGGCCAACCUGGCCCUACUGCAAAAUAAUGGGGACAGCAACAAUAACCGGGGUAAAGCCAACACGCUUUCUGGAAGCAUGAAGUACCUGCUCGAAAGCGAAAGUCUUCGCAAUAUACUGCUAGCAUACCUCGCCUUUCCGACAGGACUAUACAAGCUCAACAAAGACACGAGACAGCCGAAGAGUGGCCAGAUUAGCGUGCAAAAUCUGAGGCAUCAUCGACAUCCUAUCACACUUUGCCGCUCAAGCCAAAAUUGGGUUUCUCAACAGUUCAAAGCACUCAGCCACGAUGUCAAACCUGACGAGGACUUAAUAUCCCGAUGGCUGGACACGAUGACUCCCGAGAAAGAAACAUUGGUUGACAUCGUGCUCAAAAACCUAAAUGACGGCAUGCAAAUCGGUGUUUGUCAAGAGGUUUUAGCAUCUCAGAUUACCGAGCGUGGGCUUGUCGAUUUACACAGCGAGCCGGAAUUGUCGGCCGGCUGGGACGGAUAUGCCCCUCGCUUGAUCCGCGGCGGUGCCCAAGAGUUUUUUCCAGAAAUAGAGCACACACAACAGGACGACGUCUUCGCCCAGAAACUGAUGGAUAUAACGACAGGAUUGGCCAGAAAACAAGGAAAGAAGUCUGAAGUGCAAUUUGGGGCCUAUAGACUCAAGCCUGGAGCUGAUAGCAGUGAAAAUCUGAGGAUUGAGACAAGCCUCGAAUCGUGGCAAUUGAUGCAAUCUGGCCCGGUUCGAUGUUGCGAAAUGCCCAAAUUCGUGGUCGAGGAGGCUUUAACAUUGACAGGUGAAGGCGUGAGCCCAAACAUGACGCCGAGGUUGGUUCUCGCCCCUACUUCCAGCUUCACAGACAUUCAUAUCGACGGCGGAUCCCACGGCCUUUCCGUAAUGGCCCCAGGGGUAUUCAAGCUGUGGGGUUUGUGGCCAGGCACCGAGACAAACAUCAGCACAUUGUCGAGGCUGAAAUGUCAAGCGGCGGCGAAAGCGCUUGAAGAAAAAGUCACGGAUGCGGAUUUUGUGUUGCCACAAGCAGUCAAAGAACUGGAAGACCGGAUCUGGUUUGUCACUGACUCUAUAGAUCUUCUUCACAUGCGCCCCGGUACCAUCCACACCGUCUACACCAUGAAUGGAGGCAUUCUCGCUGGAUGCAACUUUGUUUCCGCAGAUGAUGUGGUGGCUACGGCUCGUGCAGUUGAUGCGAUUUGGAGCGAAAGUGAGGCUAGGGGGAUAAAGCAGAAUCAAGACGACGAACUGGGAUACUUUGUGCAGGGUUUGCAGUUGUGCUUGGAGCGGGAGGGUCUGGAUAACGCGGAGGAACUGUCCCAACCUGCCCAGGAUGCGUGCACGCAACUUUGCAAGCGCGCGGCUCGCAUGCAGCAGGUUAUAAAACCAGGCGAUUUCGAAAACAUAAGGGCUGUAAUGUUAGCGGGCAAACAAGCUUGUGAGGUUGAGAGCAAGCGAUUUGAUCGCGUGGUCCGGAGGGCGCCGAAAGCGCAGAGGGUGUGCAGGUCAUGUAACAAAUACUACGUGAAGGUAUGA